AUGGUUGCUUCAUCAGUUUUAGGUUUCCCUCGUAUUGGUGGCCAAAGAGAAUUAAAAAAGACCACUGAAAGUUAUUGGAAUGGUAAAGUUGAUCAAGAAACUUUAGUUAACAAAGGUAAAGAAUUAAGAUCAACUAACUGGAAAAUCCAAAAAGAUGCUGGUGUUGAAAUCAUCCCAUCUAAUGAUUUCUCAUUCUAUGAUCAAGUUUUAGAUUUAUCUUUAUUAUUCAAUGUUGUCCCAGAAAGAUACUUAAAAUUCAACUUAUCACCAAUUGAUAUUUUAUUCGCUAUGGGUAGAGGUUUACAAAGAAAAGCUACUGAAACCACUGAAGCUGUUGAUGUUACUGCCUUAGAAAUGGUUAAAUGGUUCGAUUCAAACUACCAUUAUGUUAGACCAACUUUCUCCCACUCAACUGAUUUCCAAUUAGGUAAAUUCGGUUUAAAACCAGUUGAUGAAUAUUUAGAAGCUAAAGCUCAAGGUAUUGAAACCAGACCAGUUUUAUUAGGUCCAAUUUCUUAUCUUUAUUUAGGUAAAUCUGAUAAAGAUUCUUUAGAUUUAGAACCAUUAUCUUUAUUACCAAAAUUAUUACCAGUUUACAAAGAAUUAUUAUCUAAAUUAAAAGAAGCUGGUGUUACUUCAGUUCAAAUUGAUGAACCAAUCUUAGUUUUAGAUUUAGAAGAAUCUGUUAGAUCUUUAUACAAAUCUACUUAUGAUGAAUUAUCAUCAGUUGGUUUAGAUUUAGUCUUAACUACUUACUUCGGUGAUGUUAGACCAAACUUAGAUGCCAUUAAAGGUUUAAAUGUUGCUGGUUUCCAUUUCGAUUUCGUCAGAUCCCCAGAACAAUUUGAUGAAGUUGCUGAAAUUGUUGGUGAUAAAAUCUUCUCCGUCGGUAUUGUUGAUGGUAGAAACAUUUGGAAAGCUGAUUUCGCUAAAGCUUCAGAAAUUAUUUCAAAAGCUAUUGCUAAAUUCGGUGAAGAUAAAGUUAUUGUUGCUUCAUCAUCUUCAUUAUUACACACCCCAGUUGACUUAAACUCUGAAAAGAAAUUAGAUGCUACCAUCAAAGACUGGUUCUCAUUUGCUACUCAAAAAGUUGAUGAAAUUGUUAUCUUAACCAAAAACGCUAAAGGUGAAGAUGUUUCAGCUGAAUUCGCUGCUAACGCUGCUUCAAUCAAAUCAAGAACUGAAUCAUCAAUUACCAACAAUCCAAAAGUUCAAUCUAGAUUAGGUGAAAUUAAUGAAUCAUUAUCUACCAGAAAAUCACCUUUCCCAACCAGAUUAGAAUCUCAACAAAAGAAAUACAACUUACCAUUAUUCCCAACCACCACCAUUGGUUCAUUCCCUCAAACUAAAGAUAUCAGAGUUAACAGAAACAAAUUCACCAAAGGUGAAAUUACUGCUGAACAAUAUGAUGAUUUCAUCAAAAAGGAAAUUGAUACUGUUGUUAAAUUCCAAGAAGAAAUCGGUUUAGAUGUCUUAGUCCACGGUGAACCAGAAAGAAACGAUAUGGUUCAAUACUUCGGUGAACAAUUAGAUGGUUUUGCCUUCACCACUAACGGUUGGGUUCAAUCAUAUGGUUCAAGAUACGUUAGACCACCAAUUAUUGUUGGUGAUGUUUCUAGACCAAAAGCUAUGACUGUUAAAGAAUCAGUUUACGCUCAAUCUAUCACUUCUAAACCAAUGAAAGGUAUGUUAACUGGUCCAGUUACUUGUUUAAGAUGGUCUUUCCCAAGAAAUGAUAUUUCUCAAAAAUUACAAUCAUUACAAUUAUCUUUAGCUUUAAGAGAUGAAGUUAAUGAUUUAGAAAAAGCUGGUAUUACUGUUAUCCAAGUCGAUGAACCAGCUUUAAGAGAAGGUUUACCAUUAAGAUCAGGUAAAGAAAGAUCUGAUUACUUAAACUGGGCCGCUCAAUCUUUCAGAGUUGCCACUUCAGGUGUUGAAGAUUCUACUCAAAUUCACUCACAUUUCUGUUACUCAGAUUUAGAUCCAAACCAUAUCAAAGCUUUAGAUGCUGAUGUCGUUUCAAUUGAAUUUUCUAAAAAAGAUGAUCCAAACUAUAUCCAAGAAUUUUCAAACUAUCCUAACCAUAUUGGUUUAGGUUUAUUCGAUAUUCACUCACCAAGAAUUCCAUCAAAAGAAGAAUUCAUUAAAAGAAUUGGUGAAAUCAUGAAAGUUUACUCUGCUAACAAAUUCUGGGUUAACCCAGAUUGUGGUUUAAAAACUAGAGGAUGGCCUGAAGUUAGAGAAUCAUUAACCAAUAUGGUUGAUGCUGCUAAAUAUUUCAGAGAUCAAUAUUAA
Molecule: messenger RNA, 2295 nt
Organism: Yamadazyma jaroonii
Lineage: Eukaryota; Fungi; Ascomycota; Pichiomycetes; Serinales; Debaryomycetaceae
Source: the annotation of a GenBank genome assembly